GCAGCUCGUCAACCCUCGCUAGCUAUCCGUGUUCCUCAGUUGGAGCUGUCGGCGGCUGAUAGAAGUAUCCCCCCCCCCCCCCAAGGCCGUACGUCACCUCGUCCUCAGCACGUAAAGGUACAGUAUGGCCACCGUGCAGUCGGCGUUGGUGCUCGCCGUGCAUGUUUUGUUGAUCUCCGAGUUCAUCCUGGCCAAGAGGGACUACUACGACGUGCUGGGGGUCCCCAGAGACGCCACCGAACGCCUGAUUAAAAAGGCUUUCCAUAAGCUGGCCCUGAAGUACCAUCCUGACAGAAACAAGGGCCCCGACGCAGAGUCCAAGUUCAGGGAGAUAGCAGAAGCGUACGAGACGCUGUCGGAUGACAAGAGGAGGCGAGAGUACGACCAGUUCGGCCACGGGCCGUCGCCUGGGGAGGGCCACAGAGGAGGAAGAGGUGACUACAACUUCAACCAGCACUACCAGUCCUUCAACUUCGAUGACCUUUUCAAAGACGCCGACACUUUUGGUCAACACCGACACCAUUUUCACUCCCAAAAUCACGCUCACCCCCAGGGACACUUUGACGGGCACUUCCAGGCCCACAGGGAGGCUAUGAACAGACAGAAGAGACAGUUUCAGCAGGGGGGCUUCGGUGGGGGGCUCUUUGAUGACAUGUUUGAGGACUUGGAGAAGAUGUUCUCCUUUAACGCACACGGCUCCAGGACCGACGGGAGGUUCCAGGGUUCUGGGAAGCAGCACUGCAGGACGGUGACCCAGCGCAGGGGCAACAUGGUGACCACCUUCACUGACUGCUCUUGAGACGGCGCCCUGCGGAUCGCAGCCACUUUGGACACUUUAGGAUUUAUAUUAGUUGAGGUUUUGGAAUUGGAUGCUAAUUUAUCACUCGGUGGGAAAGAGAACAGUGUCGCCUGGCUUUAUGUAAUUUUCUGCGUGUGAUUUUGUCAGGAAAAAAAAAUUCUCCCUUUACCAGCUGACGUGAUAAAGGGCUGCUUUCAAGCAAUAACUCACUCGAGUUGUUACCCGUAGCACAGGCCAUCAUUUAGCUUUCCGGGUUUAUUUUGUUUACGUAAAAAGGUACAAUCUAGGUGUGGCCUAAGGUUAAAAGAUUAUUUUAUUCCUUUAUUUUCUUCGAGAGCAAUUCAAGUUGUCACUGUAGCAUUCGUUCUACAACUAAUCAGGCCAUACUAUUAUUGUGCUCACAUUAUAUAAAAAAAACGGCUCAUCCAAGCACAGUGUAUUCAGGGUUUGAGCAUUUUCUUAGUUUUUAUUAAUUAUCCAGUGUUGCAAAAAAAAGGCGGAUUGAAAUCUAUUAUCCAGUAUUUUUCUUCAAAUUUAACUUCACAUCCUGAAAAGUGUGCAAGUUGGCCACCAUCAACUGUUACCUCGUUUUUGUCUCUUCCUACAGAGUUUCACCCACCUUCAGUCAGGGCAGGAGGUUAACAUCAGUUCUGUGAAAUAUGCUGGUGAACUUCUGUUUUCUCUCAGCUGUUUUGUAACCAGUUUUUUGCACGGUUACAGAAAGCCUGGCGUCAUAAACCAGCCCAGCUGAAUGAUAUGAGAAGUUUCUGAAACUGAUCAUUAUGUGCAAUAAUCGGCCUCUUUGCCCUUCAUGUUGCCUAUCUUUCAUAGAGAGUGCUUAGUUGAUGUCAUUGUCUUAUGUUCGCACUUUGUAUUUGUGUGUGUGUGUGUGUGUGGCCUAAAUUUGUUUGGUUGCAUAAUGUUUCGAGAAUGAAUAAAAAUGUUUUAAAAGCAAAA
Gasterosteus aculeatus aculeatus (three-spined stickleback) is the source of this 1756-nucleotide messenger RNA. Its product is annotated as dnaJ homolog subfamily B member 9. Gene Ontology annotation, biological process: ERAD pathway. The record is from RefSeq and is a predicted model, not a curated record. Gene Ontology annotation, cellular component: endoplasmic reticulum. NCBI's taxonomy places the organism in Eukaryota, Metazoa, Chordata, Actinopteri, Perciformes, Gasterosteidae. Gene Ontology annotation, molecular function: misfolded protein binding; protein-folding chaperone binding.